UUUUGCCGCCGCGCAGGCAUCCCCAGUGGCGCCAGAGCGCUUCUCGGCACCCGCCUUCAGCGAAAAAACAGCGCGCGCAGGCGCAGCCGAGAAGGGGGAGGACGGAGGAAGGAAAAGGAGGAGGCGAUAUAGAGCACGAGGCCGGCAGAAGAUCGGACCGCGCCCGCCCGCCCACCUGCAGAAAUGAGCUGUGCCCGCGAGGAGGAGGAGGAGGAGGAGGAGGAAAACCCUAGGAGGAGGAAGAGGAGGGGGAGAAGGAGGAGGAGGAAGAGGAGGAGGAGGAAAAGGAGGAGGAAAAGGAGGACGAGGAGGACGAGGAGGAGGAGCGCGCCGGCGCGCUCAAGCGAGGACGCUCCGCGGUCGAUCCGCGCGAUCGCCCUCGUCCACCGAGGAGAGGCGAUCGCCCUAGCCGUCCGAGCUCUCCUCGCCGUCGCUCCUGGAGCCGCGGCUAGACGCGUCCUCCUCCGAGUACGUGCCAGAAGGGGCCUUCGGCUUGUGCAGGAUGAUGGACCGCUCGGGACAAUAAUACCAUAUAGCGAACAGGUUAGCGAGUAGUGAGAGUCCAGCCAAAACCUCGCUCCAGAAAGACAGCUCCUUGAAUCCAAGGACAGCGCCCUUAGCUGUGUCAUAAAGCAUGGUUUGAUUGUUGGCCAUGUUGUAUUCGACUAGCGUUGUCUCCCAUGAUGUGGCAUUCUCGCUUCUCAUCUUCUCCAAGUCUUCACGUGAUGGCCUGCGCCAAACGUCGCCGCAGCACAACCCCAACAUCCGCCACAUCCGUCGGACCUGCGACAGCAAGAAGCAGCACAUGCAGCCCGCACACUGAACAGCGGUAAACCAGCGGAUCGAUCGUUCCAGGGUGCGCCCGUGCCGGAUGCUGAUCUGAUGCGGGCCCUCCGUCACCAGCGUCAGGAGCUCGACGAAGAUGUAGCUGCCAAACAUCAAGCACGCCGCUGCGCAGUGAAGCAGCACUGUGACCUUGUCCGUUGCACUUGCCAAUUCCCACGGUGUCGUGGGCACGAGAGCCACGAUCAUCAUGCUAAGUGGCGGCAAGAAUGCGCGAACUGAACACCAAGAAAUAAUCAAAAUCUUUGACUUUCUCUCAUGGCCGAUGUAUACAUUGCUGAGCUCCCAAGGGUACCAAGACAUCAAUAAACAAAUCGACGCAAUCAUCGCGAACGCCGUGAAACUCUUCCCAGCAGCACUAUCGUGGUCGGAAACCACUUCACUCACAGUCGGGGAUACAUAGUUGUUUCCUGAAGGGUACCCCUCCCCCAUGUAAUUGUACCCUGUUGUGGCUGGCAUAAUGUGCGCAUACCCAAGAGAGCCCGCAAAAGCAAAGGCCAGAAAUCCCGUCAGCGCUGCAGCGAAGACCAACCAUACCGCCCUCCUCGCAGGAAGCUCAUGCGCGUACCUCACUUGCUCAUUGAGGGUGGGGCUGCACUGCAUAGGGAGCAUCGCUCGAAGAGCCUAAGCGGCAAGGAGCAACCACCGCAGCGAUCGGGCGGAGCAUACCACGACCAUCCAGCCGCGAGCCCCGAAGAAGCCGUGCCGGACCGCCCGAGCUCGAACGCCUGCGGCUCGACUGCUGGCUGCGCUCCCCGGGGAUCUGGGCGCAGUAGCGCCGCUCUGGCGAGCCCUAGAAGAGCCGAGACCCUGCCCCGAUGGGCAGACACCCCGCAGCCUGGGUACCACGGCCAGCGCACUGGUCCUCAGACCCAGGCGUUGCAACUUUUUCGCAGCAGGCGUUUUCGCCCGAUUCGGGGCGCGGGAACUUCACAGAUCG
Prorocentrum cordatum is the source of this 1783-nucleotide messenger RNA. The record is from the annotation of a GenBank genome assembly. NCBI's taxonomy places the organism in Eukaryota, Dinophyceae, Prorocentrales, Prorocentraceae.